CUAUUGGUCUACGAUCUAUAUAUUCGGGACCGUCGAUGAUGCUCAAUUUGCCUGCAGUUUGCCACUUAAAUGUCCAGCGGGAUCUCUCUGCUAAUGUCAAGACCCGCGCCGUGAAAUAGUCGCCAUCUUUGCGACCGAGUCGCAUCCCUCGGUUUGGGCCGACGUAUGUUGCGCGCAGCUUUAUGUAGUGUCGGGUAGAAAAAAAAUCGUUGAAAGUUGGUGACGAAAGGGGCAAAAGCGGUUCAGCGAGACCGGAUAACGUUUCGAGUCUGCGACGAGUAGUGUGGCCCAGCGCGAAAGUGGGCGGAACGCGUGGGGCUUAACGUUCUCCUGUGCCUCGCUAGAGCACCCAGCCAGCGGUAGUAGGUAGCACGUCAGAUUACAGGGAAUAUAUAUCUCGGCCAGUUUUUUUUUCCGACAAGUGACACACCGUAGGAGCCGUCGCCGUUGACGUCUUUUCCGCGCAGUGAUAACAGGGCAACCUCGGGACUCGUCGUCGUCGGCCAGCCCGUCUUUACCGGCGUAUGCCAUUCUAAACGUGUGCGGAAACCAAACCGUAACAUAUCAUAUAUACAUCGGUCGACGAGAAAAAAUGAGUUGUCAACGGAACGCUGGCAAGAUCACGGUGCCAGACGAGUUGCGGGAUAUUCUGCUAGAGUUCACGAUCAGCUACUUAUUGGAGCAACCGGUGGAUAUUAUCGACUAUGCCGUCGGUUUUUUCACGCAACUACGGGAAAGCCGUCACCUACAGUUGAUUCAGCCCACUGCGCAGACCUGCUCCUCUACGCCGGACGAGUCUGUCGAUGAAGAACCGCCGGUCGGAAGGUUCGCAUCGAGGAGGAAGAGUAUCUUCGCGGAGACGUAUAAUCCUGAAGAAGAUGAGGAAGACGAUGGAGCCAAGAUGGUGCAUCCGAAGAGCGACGAGCAACGGCAGAGGCUCAGCGACAGCGUCAAGAAUAUUUUUCUGUUUCGGGCCCUAGACGAGGAACAAAUGGCGGACGUGUUGGACGCGAUGUUCGAGAAGACGGUGCAGCCGGGCGAAUACAUUAUCCGGCAAGGCGACGACGGCGACAACUUCUACGUCAUCGAGAGAGGAAAGUUCGAGGUGUACGUGAAGAAUCAGCAAACCGGCCUGGAGUCCAUGAUACACGUGUACGAUAACCGCGGCGCGUUCGGCGAGCUCGCGCUGCUCUACAACAUGCCCAGAGCGGCCACCAUCAAGGCCAUCACGCCCGGCACGCUGUGGGCGAUGGACAGGCAAACGUUCCGGCGCAUACUGCUGAAAUCGGCGUACAAGAAGUGCAAGAUGUACGAGGACCUCAUCAACAGAGUGCCGAUGCUGAAGUCCGUCGAGCCGUACGAGCGCAUGAACCUGGCGAACGCUUUACUACCGAGACAGUAUUCAGACGGCGAGCAGAUAAUCAGGCAGGGCGACACCGCCGACGGGAUGUACUUCGUCGAAGACGGCGUCGUGAGGAUCACCAUAGUCGGAGACCACGGUCGCGAGAUUGAGAUUAAUAGAGUCCCCGCUGGUGGGUACUUAGGCGAGCUGGCGCUCGUCACACAUAAACCUCGCGCUGCUUCGGCCUACGCUGUGGGCGACGUAAAGCUGGCCUUUUUGGACGUUGAAGCUUUCGAACGCUUACUUGGGCCUUGCAUGGAACUCAUGAAGCGUAAUAUCGACGAUUACGAGGAUCAGCUAGUCAAAAUCUUUGGCAGCAAAGCUAACGUAACC
Messenger RNA from Nomia melanderi (Alkali bee), 1735 nucleotides. It is a transcript of the gene Pka-R2, whose product is annotated as cAMP-dependent protein kinase type II regulatory subunit. Gene Ontology annotation, cellular component: cAMP-dependent protein kinase complex; cytosol. Gene Ontology annotation, molecular function: cAMP binding; cAMP-dependent protein kinase inhibitor activity; protein kinase A catalytic subunit binding. The record is from RefSeq and is a predicted model, not a curated record. Gene Ontology annotation, biological process: negative regulation of cAMP-dependent protein kinase activity. Lineage: Eukaryota; Metazoa; Arthropoda; Insecta; Hymenoptera; Halictidae.